Molecule: messenger RNA, 719 nt
Organism: Lotus japonicus
Lineage: Eukaryota; Viridiplantae; Streptophyta; Magnoliopsida; Fabales; Fabaceae
Product: transcription factor PRE3-like
Exons: 2
Coding region: 303-581 (92 amino acids)
Biological process (GO): regulation of growth; regulation of DNA-templated transcription
Molecular function (GO): protein dimerization activity
Source: RefSeq, a predicted model, not a curated record
UAAAUACAACAAUAGCCCUCAUCUUUCUCCCAUGCAUUACUUGUCUUUCUUGUACACAAUACAACCCCACCCCCAUCUCUUGUUCUUUCUCUUUCGGCUAUAAUCUUGUUUGCCCAUCUCUAUAACCAUUUUCAUUUUUUUUUGUCUGACACUUUUUUUCCUAUAUAACCCUAUCACUACCUAUCAUAUCUGAUCAUUACCAAUUAAUACUUACUAUAUUGUUGUAGUAUCCAAAGCUAGUAGUUAGUAGCAUAUAAUUGUUGCUAGGUUUUGAUUUAGGGUUAAAUUAGUUUAUUCACAGGAUGUCUAGCAGGAGAUCACGUUCAAGGCAAACAAGUAGCUCAAGGAAUAUCACCGAUGAUCAGAUCCAUGAUCUUGUCUCCAAGUUGCAACAGCUUCUUCCAGAGAUUCGUGAGAGGCGCUCUGACAAGGUUUCAGCAUCAAAGGUCUUGCAAGAGACAUGCAACUACAUUAGAAGCUUACACCGGGAAGUUGAUGAUCUGAGUGAGCGUUUGUCAGAGCUCUUGGCUACAACAGACACAGCACAGGCUGCAAUCAUUAGAAACUUGCUUAUGCAAUAGAUGGAAAAGUUUAUUUAUCUUUAACUUUAUAGUUAGAACUUCAUCCAUUAGGCUUGUAUUUCUUCUUCUUUUUUUUGUUCUUCACUUGUACCCCUUUUUUGUCCACUUAAUGCAUGUUUGUUUCAGUUUGAUUUUAGA